AUCUCAGAGAGACUCAGAGAGAGAGAGAGACAGAGAGAGAGACAGAGAGACAGACAGACAAACAGAGAGAGACAGACAGACAGAGACAGAGAGAGAGACAGACAGAGAGACAGACAGAGAGACAGACAGACAAAGAGCCUGGGAGACAGACAAAGAGCCUGGGAGACAGACAAAGACAGACAGACAGACAGUAUGUCUCCCUCCCAGUCCUCCCUACUACUGCUACUGCUGAUGGUCUCCUGCUCCUGGGCCUCCCACUUUUUAGGAGGAACCAUGACCUUCAACCCCAGAGAGACCAACCCAGACGGAACCUACAGGGUGGACCUUGAUUACAAGACAACCUUCCACUCUACCGUCUGCCUAACUGAUACCUGGUAUUGUAUCAGUGAGGACUGUGGGAAUGAGAUCAGUUUAGUGGUUAACAUCGUGGACCAGGGGAUAUCUGAGGACUGGUGUCAGACAGAGGGAGUCAUGACUAGACACGUCUCCAAUAACACACAGACCUUUGAUCUGCUAUUGGAUAGCGGAAACUGGAUAGAUAAUGAUAAUUAUGUUAGUGCUUGGAGGCUGUGGACUCAUGUGGAUCUUGGGGUCAGGUCUGACACGACGACAGUCAACCGAUCUCCACAGACCACUGUCAUGCCUCUGAUGCGUGUCCCUGCUAAUUGUCCAAGAGAUUUCAACCUGUUGUCGUUUGAUCCAGACGGGGAUGAGGUCAGAUGCAGAUAUGCAGUACCAACGAAUGAGUGUGUCACAUCAAGUGACCUUCCUAAUGACUUCACUCUAAGAGAGAACUGCACCUUGUCAUUUUGGGGCAACAGUAAUACCACUAGAACAUAUGCAGUUCAGUUAGUGAUGGAAGAUUUCCCGACUCAGUCCAUCUCUCUCUCCUAUACUGACGGAUCUCAAUCUAUCAGGACCUCAAACAACACACUCUGCAAACUACCUGUUCAGUUUGCAGUGAGAGUGGACCCCCCGGUGACAUCCUGUAUGGAGGGGUUGUACCUACCCAUGUUCCUGUCUCCAACACCAGCCCAGGGUGCACUGCUCUACGCCUCUGCAGACCAACCCCUGGAAAUCACUGUCAGAGCACAGGCUACCCAGUCCACGGUUUCAGAGCUGUUGGUGAGUGGACCUUCCAGUAUCACAGAGAACACCACUGUCCCAGGAGAGUACCUUCUAAGAUGGACGCCCACUGAGGAUGAGGAGGGAGGGUACUAUCCUGUGUGCUUCAUCGCUCAGGGAGUGAACGACAAUUCCACGUAUCACUCUGAGCUGCGCUGUCUGAUCGUCAGGGUUGGAAACACAAGUGCCAUCAGAACCACAGAGGAACCAACACCCUCCCCUCCCCUGACAAUAAAUCUCACAACCACAGAGGAACCAACACCCUCCCCUCCUCUGACAAUAAACCUCACAACCACAGAGGAACCAACACCCUCCCCUCCUCUGACAAUAAACCUCACAACCACAGAGGAACCAACACCCUCCCCUCCUCUGACAAUAAACCUCACAACCACAGAGACACCAACAACCUCCCCUCCUCUAACAACAAACCUCACGACCACACAGAUUUCACCUGCACUUCCAAAUACCACCCAAACAACUACUGAACUCACAACCACACCCACAAAUGUCAGUACGUACGCACCCACAACUACCAAUGUGACCACAACUACCACAGCAUCCACAACUUUAAGUACACACCCAACCACCGAUCUCACAACCGAUAUUGUGGACGGUACAACAACGAGCAGUGUGCCUAGAUACGUUGUUGUACUGAGGAUAAAACUGUCCUCUCUGAUCGCACUCACAGAUGAUUACAUCAGAAACGUGGUUUUACAGCAGCUCCGUGAGGAACUGAUCAGACAAGGGCUGCCAGGGGACUUCGCGCUACGCCUGAGAGCCACUCAUGGGAUCAGUUCCUGAGGGAGGAACAGGAAUUCAGAUCAACUUUGAUCACUCCUACUUGUCUUUUCUUCCUGGUUCUGAUUCUGCAGAAAGUUCUUCUGAAGAAGAAGUGGUUCCUUAUAAUGACAGAAUAUGGUUGAUUUGUACUAAUCUCUUGGGACAGACGCACGUAAAAUAAAUGAUGAUAUUUGUUCUGGAUUGCCAGGAUUAGUUGAAUGGACUGACUACUUCUGACUGGAUGUUAGUUAAAUGGACUGACUACUUCUGACUGGAUGUUAGUUAAAUGGACUGACUACUUCUGACUGGAUGUUAGUUAAAUGGACUGACUACUUCUGACUGGAUGUUAGUUAAAUGGACUGACUACUUCUGACUGGAUGUUAGUUGAAUGGACUGACUACUUCUGACUGGAUGUUAGUUGAAUGGACUGACUACUUCUGACUGGAUGUUAGUUGAACGGACUGACUACUUCUGACUGAAUGUUAGUUGAAUGGACUGACUACUUCUGACUGGAUGUUAGUUGAAUGGACUGACUACUUCUGACUGGAUGUUAGUUGAAUGGACUGACUACUUCUGACUGGAUGUUAGUUAAAUGGACUGACUACUUCUGACUGGAUGUUAGUUGAAUGGACUGACUACUUCUGACUGGAUGUUAGUUAAAUGGACUGACUACUUCUGACUGGAUGUUAGUUAAAUGGACUGACUACUUCUGACUGGAUGUUAGUUGAAUGGACUGACUACUUCUGACUGGAUGUUAGUUGAAUGGACUGACUACUUCUGACUGGAUGUUAGUUGAAUGGACUGACUACUUCUGACUGGAUGUUAGUUGAAUGGACUGACUACUUCUGACUGGAUGUUAGUUGAAUGGACUGACUACUUCUGACUGGAUGUUAGUUAAAUGACUAAAAUGUAAAUGUUUUAUGUCCAGAAGAAGAAAUACAACAUUAAUAUGUUUUUUAACGUACAGAGGUAGACUGGGGUUCUUUCCUGUUUGGUAAUGUACAGAGGUAGACUGGGGUUCUUUCCUGUUUGGUAACGUACAGAGGUAGACUGAGGUUCUUUCCUGUUUGGUAACGUACAGAGGUAGACUGGGGUUCUUUCCUGUUUGGUAACGUACAGAGGUAGACUGGGGUUCUUUCCUGUUUGGUAACGUACAGAGGUAGACUGGGGUUCUUUCCUGUUUGGUAACGUACAGAGGUAGACUGGGGUUCUUUCCUGUUUGGUAAUGUACAGAGGUAGACUGGGGUUCUUUCCUGUUUGGUAACGUACAGAGGUAGACUGGGGUUCUUUCCUGUUUGGUAAUGUACAGAGGUAGACUGGAGUUCUUUCCUGUUUGGUGAUGUACAGAGGUAGACUGGGGUUCUUUCCUGUUUGGUAAUGUACAGAGGUAGACUGAGGUUCUUUCCUGUUUGGUAACGUACAGAGGUAGACUGGGGUUCUUUCCUGUUUGGUAACGUACAGAUGUAGACUGGGGUUCUUUCCUGUUUGGUAAUGUGCAGAGGUAGACUGGGGUUCUUUCCUGUUUGGUGAUGUACAGAGGUAGACUGGGGUUCUUUCCUGUUUGGUAAUGUACAGAGGUAGACUGGGGUUCUUUCCUGUUUGGUGAUGUACAGAGGUAGACUGGGGUUCUUUCCUGUUUGGUAAUGUACAGAGGUAGACUGGGGUUCUUUCCUGUUUGGUGAUGUACAGAGGUAGACUGAGGUUAUUUCCUGUUUGGUAAUGUACAGAGGUAGACUGGGGUUCUUUCCUGUUUGGUGAUGUACAGAGGUAGACUGAGGUUAUUUCCUGUUUGGUAACGUACAGAGGUAGACUGGGGUUCUUUCCUGUUUGGUAACGUACAGAGGUAGACUGAGGUUCUUUCCUGUUUGGUAAUGUACAGAGGUAGACUGAGGUUCUUUCCUGUGUCAAGAAUAGUUGGUUGAGGCUCAGUUUUCUGUGACAUUUUAGUGACAGAGGACACCGGUAGGUAGGACCCACUUGUAAACACCCACACACACUCAGGAAGACGUUUCACUUUCACUCACACAUGGAACAUAAAGAAGAAUGAACAAUGAGGUUGAAUUGACACUGACGAAAGAGAAGAAAUUAACUGACUGACGAAAGAGAAGAAGAAAUGAAUUGGGACUGGAAUUGAUUGAAAUCCUAAUUAAAGGUUAAACAUAUUAAAUGUUAAAGGUUGAAAACAUUGGGAGAUAUUAAAGGUGUUAAAAUAAUGCAGGUAAAGGUAAAGAGAGUUAUAAUGUAGUUUUCUUUAAGUUGUGAAUCAUAUAGACUGUGUUUGAUUCUGCUUAGAGGACAAGGCCUUAGGAGGUUGAUAACGAGACGUUAUAAUGGUCAAAUGUUAUAAUGUUGAAAUGUUUAAAAUAUUGAAGUAUUAAAAUAUAACUGGAGUAAUAAAUUAGGUUGUAGUAAGAUUAGAAUUGAGUAAAGGUCGUUUGAAAAAUUUAUGUUUUAAGAAGUUGAUGUUAAUGAAGUAUAGUAAAGGUGCUAGCUUGAUCUGGAAAUCCCUUAAUGUUACCUCAUUGAUAGAAGUGUUCUAGUACACUCUAGGUGGAACCCUUAAUGUUACCUCAUUGAUAGAAGUGUUCUAGUACAUUCUAGGAGGAACCAUUAAUGUUACCUCAUUGAUAGAAGUGUUCUAGUACAUUCUAGGAGGAACCAUUAAUGUUACCUCAUUGACAGAAGUGUUCUAGAACAUUCUAGGAGGAACCCUUUAGGUUACCUAAUUGGUAGAAGUGUUCUAGAACAUUCUAGGAGGAAUCCUAUAGGUUACCUCAUUGGUAGAAGUGUUCUAGUAGCUGUUAGUUUUUUAGACACCAACUGAGGGACUGAGCAUCCUGAGGGGGGAGACAAAAAUCUGUUUAUAAGUUGUAGAAGGUAAGAACGUGUUUUUCUUGUUAUUAAAUACAGUGCUUCUCAUUAAAUUGUGAAAAAAAAUAUAUAAUAUUGGUAGACCCUAAUAAGGGUUUAGUUAAGGGUUUAGUUAAGGGCGCUCAAUUUAAUCCAAGGAAAUGUUUUGCUUAUCAUCGAUUGGUGAUAUUGAUUUGUGAUUGGUUGAUCGAGGGUUUUUUAUGCCUGUUUCUGGAAUUUUGAAUAAACUUGCUUUAUUGUUCU
Messenger RNA from Oncorhynchus mykiss (rainbow trout), 5019 nucleotides. RefSeq lists its product as uncharacterized. Lineage: Eukaryota; Metazoa; Chordata; Actinopteri; Salmoniformes; Salmonidae. The record is from RefSeq and is a predicted model, not a curated record.